AGUAAUUAUUUUUGAAAAUGAUAACUCUAUUGAAGCAGUUCCAUCAGUUUGGUAUCGUAAAAAUACAUGCGCGUGGCCAAAAAAAAAUCAAAAAAAAUAUAUUGAAAAACAAGUUAUACCAAACAAAACAGAUUUUUAUUUUUUAAGAGCUCGUAAAAUUGGGAAAGAUGUUGAAAAUUAUCUUGAUGCUAGAAAUAGAGCAAAAAAAGGAGAAAAUACAUCAAACUUAUCUGACAAUGUUGAUGAAAGUGUGAAAAAACGAAGAAAAUUAAAGAAAAUAUUUUCAAAUAAGAAAGAUAAUUGCAUGUGGAGUCCUUCUACUCUCACUCAUUCAUCAUCUGAUGAUACUGAUAAUGAUGAAGUACAUAUGCCAAAUAUAUCUUCAUCAGUUCCUUCAGGAAUCGAAAAGACAAGUCUAGGCGAAUCAUCGAAAAGACAAGUCUAGGCGAAUCAUCGAAAAGAAAACUUAAUUUUGAUGAAUCACCACCACUUAUUAUUCAUAAUUAUCAAUCAAAUAAUAGUCAAACAAACUUUAAUAUAAUGUCAGAGCCUAUUGAGUUUCAAUCUGCAUCUGUUGACAAUAAUAUAGUAGUAGCUGCUGAUAACACCGAUGUUAGUCAAAAUGUUGAAGACAUAGUAAAUAACAUUAUUAGAACGACGGCUUCACCUUUUAAAGUGACAAAUAUUAAUGAUACAACGACAAUAGAAAUAACUGAACCGUAUAUUCCACUGCCAUUGACACCAGCUGGUUUGCAAUCUUUUACAAGUGAUUCAUUAAUUGAUAAAGUAAACAAAAUUAAUCGUACAACCUUAAACACAUGGUAUGAAAUAAAAUCAAUGAAUGAAAAAAUCGAAAAAUUGGAGAAUAAUUUAUUUAUGAUUAGUAAUAACCGUAUGCAACUACAUAUUGAUGACAAUUCUUUUGAAUCUAUGAAUACAUUUGAAGUUAUGAUGUCUGUUUUACCCAUAGUAAAUGAAGAAAGUCUAACAACAUUUGAAAACAAUCUUUUAGAUAAUAAUUUUAAAAAAAAAAUAGUGUGUGAGUUAUCGCGUUUAGUAAGGAGUACUAUUCAAAGUACUACUCGUGCUAUAUUAAGAUAUUUAUUUGAUGAUUCAUUUUUACAAAGCUAUAGUUACAAGGGGCAAAAACAAAAAAAAGUAUUUUCAACUUUAGCCCUUUGUUCAGUGAUUUUUGAAUCAAUUAAAAGUAUUGGAAAAUUUAAAAAUUACAAUACAAUAGAUGUAGAACAAUCAAUAAAAAUUUUUAUUGCAGGUGCAAAAUUCCGAGAACAAAGUAAAUUAAAAACUAACAGACACAAUCAUGCAGAAAGCAAUCAAACAAUAUAAUAAAUAUAUUUAUUAUACAUACUUUUUUAAAUCUAUAAGUAUAUAGUAAAUAAAACAGA
Rhopalosiphum padi (bird cherry-oat aphid) is the source of this 1406-nucleotide messenger RNA. RefSeq lists its product as uncharacterized. NCBI's taxonomy places the organism in Eukaryota, Metazoa, Arthropoda, Insecta, Hemiptera, Aphididae. The record is from RefSeq and is a predicted model, not a curated record. The coding region runs from base 541 to 1347 and encodes 268 amino acids. The transcript has 8 exons.